Molecule: messenger RNA, 1960 nt
Organism: Drosophila mauritiana
Lineage: Eukaryota; Metazoa; Arthropoda; Insecta; Diptera; Drosophilidae
Product: probable ATP-dependent RNA helicase DDX55 homolog
Exons: 1
Coding region: 64-1905 (613 amino acids)
Cellular component (GO): nucleolus
Molecular function (GO): ATP binding; RNA helicase activity; nucleic acid binding
Source: RefSeq, a predicted model, not a curated record
GCGGUUAGCACGAAAUGGUCACACUAUCGCGCACAUGUUUUUGUUGACAAACCAAACCGCAAAAUGUCUCGAAAGAAGUGGUCUUCGCUGGACAAACCACCCCUCUCGGAUGCAGUGCUGCAAGUGGUGCAGAGCUUCGGCUUCCAGCAGAUGACGCCCGUCCAGACGGCUGCCAUUCCGCUGCUCCUGGCCCGGAAGGAUGUCUCAGCGGAGGCUGUUACUGGUAGUGGUAAAACACUAGCCUUCCUUGUGCCCAUGCUAGAAAUCCUGCAAAGACGGCACAAGGAGACGCCGUGGGGCCCCAAGGAAAUAGGGGCCCUCAUCAUCUCACCAACCCGGGAACUGGCGCGCCAAAUCUCCGAGGUCCUAGCCCAGUUUCUGGAACACGAAGACUUGGAGCACCUGAAUCAACAGUUGAUUGUAGGUGGCAACAGCAUAGAAGAGGACAUUGCCACGCUGCGUAAGGAAACGCCCUGUAUACUGGUGUGCACACCCGGUCGGCUGGAGGAUCUAUUUCAGCGCAAAGGAGAUGAUCUAAAUCUGGCGGCUCGAGUGAAAAGUUUGGAGUUUCUCGUCUUAGACGAAGCUGACCGCCUGCUGGACUUGGGCUUCAAAACUAGUGUGAAUAACAUACUGGGCUAUCUGCCCCGUCAACGUCGAACUGGGCUCUUUUCCGCCACACAGACGACCGAGGUUACGGACUUAAUCCGUGCGGGCUUGAGAAAUCCUGUGCUCGUAUCAGUCAAAGAGAAGGCAUCCGUAAACACUCCAGCCCGCCUGCAGAACUUCUACAGGAUUGUCGAGCCAGAACUAAAGUUUGUGGCCCUGCUGGAGUUCCUCAGUUCACCCGCCACCGAUAGUGGAAAGGUAAUGGUCUUUUUCCCCACCUGCGCCUGUGUGGAGUAUUGGGCUGAGGCCCUGCCGCCUCUUUUGCCCAAACGCACAGUGCUAGGAAUCCACGGAAAGAUGAAAAACAAGAGAGCCAAUGUGGUGGAGAAGUUUCGGAACACUCCACAGGCCGUACUCCUCUGCACAGAUGUCCUCGCACGCGGUUUGGAUGUACCUGAGAUCGAGUGGGUAGUGCAGUGGGAUCCACCAUCAACUGCCUCCAGCUUUGUACACCGUGUCGGCCGCACUGCUCGGCAGGGAAACGAAGGCAACGCCCUGGUGUUUCUCCUGCCCAGCGAGGAUGCCUAUGUGCACUUCCUGAAGAUCAACCAGAAAGUGGAGCUAACUGAACUGCUAAGCGAGGAGGCUGAGGAUGCAGAUCGUGAAAAGAAGAAGCUACCAGCCGUCUUAGAUCAACUCCAUCGGCUGCAGGCGGCCGACAAGGGCGUCUAUGACAAAGGCAUGCGCGCUUUUGUUUCCCAUGUUAGAGCAUACACCAAACACGAAUGCAGCGCUAUUCUGCGACUAAAGGAUCUGGAUCUGGGCAAGAUGGCCACUGCUUACGGUCUCCUGCAACUGCCACGCAUGCCGGAGCUAAAGAACUACCAGGGCGGCGGCUACGUGGCGCCUACUUUUGAAGUGGACCUAACCAAGCUUACCUACAAAAACGCCCAGAAAGAGCAAGUCCGGCAAAAGAAAAUGGAAACUUACGAGCAAACGGGAAGCUGGCCGGGCCAACAGCAGCACAAAAAGCGUGUUGAGUCCUGGGAUCAGACCAAGAAGGCAAAACUGGAUGCCAAGUCUAAGAAGGAGCUGCGCAAGGCGAAGAAGCAGCGAAAGAAAGCGGCAGAGGCGGAGGCGGGCGGGUCCGGGAAGGGAAAAAAGAGGCAGCAGUUCAGCCAGGAGGACCUCGAUGAACUAGCCAGCGAUAUUCGGCUCUUCAAGCGGCUGAAAAAGAACAAGAUCAGCGAGGAAGAUUUCGACAAGGCCAUGGGCAUCGAAGGGGACAAUGAUUGACAUGCUCUUGGGCUGAUUUGUAUGCACAAUAAAAAUAUAAUAAUUUCAAUUUAAA